AUGACUGGGUAUACCUUCGAAGAGAUUACGCGGAGCAAACCGGAAAAAUCUCUUGUCAAAGGUGCGAAACAGAAAGCCGGUCGGAACGCCAGUGGCCGCUUGACAGUGAGACGCCGCGGUGGAGGACAUAAGCGCCGAUACAGAGCCAUUGACUUCAAGCGAGACAAGUUUGGCAUCCCCGCCAAAGUUGCCACGAUUGAAUAUGAUCCAAAUCGGUCUGCGCAUAUCGCCCUACUACACUAUGUUGAUGGCGAAAAACGCUAUAUCCUCGCACCUGUCGGUCUUCAGGUCGGCGACAUGUUAACCUCAGGCGCAGACGCGGAAAUUCGGGUCGGAAACGCCUUACCACUUGAGAGGAUCCCACUCGGAUCGUCAAUCCACAAUAUAGAGAUGCAUCCGGGCAAAGGCGGCCAGCUCGUCCGGAGUGCUGGCGGUGCCGCGCAGUUAGUUGACAGAGAAGGUAAGUACGCUCGUAUUCGACUUCCCUCUGGCGAGGUUCGUCUCGUCCUCGUCCGAGCAAUGGCAACACUCGGACAGGUUGGCAAUGCCAGCAAGAUUGUCAUUGGUAAAGCCGGUCGUUCGAGGUGGCUCGGCAAACGUCCGAAGGUUAGAGGCGUGGCUAUGAAUCCAGUCGAUCAUCCGCAUGGUGGUGGUGAAGGAAAAAGCUCCGGUGGUAGGCAUCCGGUCACACCUUGGGGUGUUCCAACCAAAGGGUAUAAAACCCGAAACCCGAAGAAGAAAUCAAGCCGCUACAUUGUUGGAAAACGGAAAUAG
Molecule: messenger RNA, 774 nt
Organism: Geodia barretti
Lineage: Eukaryota; Metazoa; Porifera; Demospongiae; Tetractinellida; Geodiidae
Source: the annotation of a GenBank genome assembly